Molecule: messenger RNA, 1755 nt
Organism: Capronia coronata CBS 617.96
Lineage: Eukaryota; Fungi; Ascomycota; Eurotiomycetes; Chaetothyriales; Herpotrichiellaceae
Product: pre-mRNA-processing protein 45
Exons: 2
Coding region: 1-1755 (584 amino acids)
Biological process (GO): mRNA splicing, via spliceosome
Cellular component (GO): spliceosomal complex
Source: RefSeq, a predicted model, not a curated record
AUGGCGACCGGUCUUUUCGCCUCUCUGCCAAAGCCGAAAUACACCGGCGAACAUGAAGAAGUCCCGGUCCAUGCGCAGCCGAAAGGUCCUAGAAUCGUCGGGCCUGGAGUGAUUGAUGAAUCUCAGAUAGUGCUGAAGCGUGCCGGCCCUCCUCCAUAUGGACAACGGUCAGGAUGGCGACCUCGAUCCGCAGAAGAUUUCGGCGAUGGCGGCGCCUUUCCAGAAAUACCUGUGGCCCAGUAUCCUCUGGAUAUGGGUCGAAAAGGCACGGCCUCUACUUCCAACGCCCUCGCCAUCCAAGUCGAUGCUGAAGGGAAAGUCAAAUACGAUGCCAUUGCGCGUCAGGGCCACAGUGAAAGCCGGAUCGUACAUUCAAGUUUUAAAGAUUUAAUACCGCUUCGACAGCGUGCAGAUGCAGGAGAUCUCAAUCUGGACCGACCGAGUGAAGAGGAAGUUCAAGCCACAGCGGAAAAGACGCGGUUGGCCUUGGAAAAGCUGGUGUCUGGCGCAGUGGCAGCACAGAAACCCAAGAACGUGAAGGGCGCGUCGAGAGAAGAGCCUACCUAUGUGCGAUAUACCCCAGCGAACCAAAUGGGCGACAACAGCAAGAAGAACGAUCGGAUCUUCAAGAUCGUGAAGCGACAAGAAGAUCCCAUGGAACCACCUAAAUUUAAACACAAGAAGAUCCCCCGAGGCCCUCCCAGUCCACCACCGCCGGUAAUGCAUUCGCCGCCGCGGAAAUUGACAGCCGAAGAUCAAGAAGCGUGGAAGAUUCCUCCCCCUAUUUCGAACUGGAAGAAUCCUAAGGGAUAUACCGUGCCGCUGGAUAAACGGUUGGCAGCGGACGGACGAGGACUCCAGGAUGUCACGAUCAACGACAAGUUUGCACAAUUUGCAGAAGCGCUGUUCACGGCAGACCGACAUGCAAGAGAAGAGGUCAAACUCCGAGCGCAGAUGCAACAGAAGCUGGCCGAAAAGGAAAAGAUGGCCAAGGAAGAACAUCUGCGGGAGAUGGCGCGCAAAGCCAGAGAAGAGAGACAGGCAGCUGCUGGGCGACGAAGAGAUUCAGACUCUCAGUCUCGACGGCGGUCACGGUCUUAUUCUGGAUCAUCGUACGAUUCGAAACCUCGAAGCGACGACAGUGAAGAUGAGGCGGCCAAGGAGAGAGAACGCGCACGACGAGAACGAAGAGCGGAGAACGAGCGACAACUGCGACAGAGCAGGAUGGGCGCGGAGAAACGCAUUCAGAUGAUGGCCCGAGAGCAGAACAGAGAUAUCUCCGAGAAAGUGGCGUUGGGGUUGGCGAAGCCGACUCAAAACAAAGAGACCAUGUAUGACUCGAGACUGUUCAACCAGACUUCGGGGUUCGACACGGGAUUCAACGAGGACCAACACUACGACAAACCUCUGUUUGCGGCGCAUGAUGCGAUCAACAGCAUUUACCGGCCCUCUGCGAACCAGGACGACGAUGAAGAAGACGCGGCCGACAAUGCGAUGGGCAAGAUCCAGAAAUCCAAUCGCUUUGAAGUCCUCGGCAAAGCCAGCCAAGGGUUUAAAGGGGCUGAUCUGGCUGAGAGAGAGGCCGGGCCUGUCCAGUUCGAAAAGGACAAGGAUGAUCCGUUCGGCAUUGACACUCUGAUUGGCGAGGCUUCGGCCCGGAAUGGUGGCGAGGGUAGUAAGAAGCGAUAUGGUCUGGAGGAAGCCGGACCAAGUGAUAGGGAGAAGAAGAGGGCGAGAGUCGAUGAGGACGAUUGA